AUUUAAUAUUUUAUUUUGUUAUUCCCAGAUAAAUAGGAUCUGUAGCCAGAAAAGCCAUGAUUCUAUUUGGUAUUCAGAAAUUGUUACAUGCGAUUUGUCUUUCACCUUGAUAGUUUCCCAGAUGUCUUCCAUAUCAAGUCUCUUUAUUUCGACCUCAAGUUCCAUGCUGUGUUCUACAUGGCACCUAGUACACAGCUGCUGCCUGGCACAGGUUCAGCAGAUCAAAUCCGGGUUGAGGACAGGAGGAUGGAGAGAAGACCAGCAGAGUUUCCUAAAGCAGCCGAAACAUGGGAUGGAAGAUUGGAUGGUAGUGGGAGGGCUAGUAAAGGUGGCGGUGACGAGGAAAGUGCAGGCAAAGAGAACAGCCGAUUUAUUAAAGCCACUAUGUCGAGAACAGUAACGGAACAGGAGAAAGGUGGUGGUCACACAAAUGCUCCUCAUCAAGGGGAGAUGAUGUUUACCUACCCUGUUGGAAAUGAUGAGAGAUAUCUUGUCAGACCACUAAGAGAAAGUUACUCCGCAGGUGACACAUCACAAGUUAAGGCUGUUACUGGUGCCCGCACUGGUGCACAAGGACGCAGAGUGAGCUGGUGUGAUGAUGUGGAGGAGAUGGAUGGACCAUCUUGCAAACCAGUCAGUAGUAUGCGCUCUGACAUGUCCAACGUCAGCAAUCUCAGCAAUUCUGAACUCUGCCAAUGGUCAAAAGAAGGCAAGCCUCCUGUCAAACCCGCAGGCAGAGAGAUUACUGGCAAUCCCAAUCCAAGAGGCGUGGAUGAUGAAUAUGGUCCCAAAUGUGGUCCUGGACCCAAGUUUUGCUGGUCCGACAGCCUUGGCCCAAAGUUUUGCUGGCCCGAUGGCUCCCCUGUGGGUUCUUACAGUUCUUUGGGCCCAAGACCCAGCGAGACAGGAAAGGGUGCUAGCGAUUUGCUAAGAGCAAGAGGUGGUCUUGGACGGCAAGGCGGUGGCUCUUUCAACUCCAGCUUCAAUGCCCAGACUGACACCUUUAGGCACAACACCCAAAAUGAACCUGCCAGCUCAAGCUAUAACUCCCGAAAUGACUCUUGUAACUCAAGCUACCUUGCCCAUAUCGGCUUUCCAAAUGCCAUGAAAGGCGGGAGAAUAGCUGGUGCUGGGCGAGGCAGUACGGGGGGACGGGGCCGUGGUGCAGGCAGUGGAGGAAAGGAAGGAGUGCGUGCCCUGUCCUCUGUGCGUAGAGAUGACCUCCUGGGUUCUCAAGACUCAGGGCUGGCAAGACGACCUACGCCCAUGAUGGCAGACACGAGCAGCAAUGCUGUGGCAGGUGCAGCCGAUGCAGAGCUCUGGUGGGCAGAGCAGCUCCGUUUGUCGGAGAAUAAGAGGGAGCAACUCAUACGCACUGUUGAGCACCAGGUAAUCCUCUUUACUGAGGUUGCUAUUUGAAUAAUGACCAACCUGUCCAAUUACCCAGAACAGCGAUUGAGACAAAAUAUUCACAGCUUAGGUGCUGCUCAUCUGCUGCUCAGUUCUUUUUUUUCCAUUCAUGGCCCUUUAAACAUUUGCAAGAGCUCACAUGUUUCCAUCUGCUAUUUUGAGAGUUAUCGAACAUGACGUCAAUUGAGUAGCAGCUUAGCAAGGUGGAAUUAUGAGAAAGGAAUAUGAGAAAAGCAUCACGCUUGAGCAAAAAUAAAAAGCCUGCAAAGCU
Chara braunii is the source of this 1681-nucleotide messenger RNA. NCBI's taxonomy places the organism in Eukaryota, Viridiplantae, Streptophyta, Charophyceae, Charales, Characeae. The record is from the annotation of a GenBank genome assembly.